This is a messenger RNA of Scleropages formosus (Asian bonytongue), 3953 nucleotides long. RefSeq names its product Rho GTPase activating protein 27, like (gene arhgap27l). The transcript is spliced from 17 exons. Lineage: Eukaryota; Metazoa; Chordata; Actinopteri; Osteoglossiformes; Osteoglossidae. The record is from RefSeq and is a predicted model, not a curated record. Gene Ontology annotation, molecular function: protein binding. Gene Ontology annotation, cellular component: cytoplasm. Gene Ontology annotation, biological process: signal transduction; regulation of GTPase activity. The coding region runs from base 386 to 3211 and encodes 941 amino acids.
CUCGAACAGGAAGAGGUACAGACAGAAGUAGGCAAGACAAAAGUGAAGAACGUGCACUUCACGCACGCACACGCACACACACACACACACUCAUAGAGUGACACCCACUGGCGCUGGGCUAUUUAAGCCAGAGCAGAACUUUGAGCUGCAGGUCAAGAAACUCCAAAGGAAGUGGCGAGUGUAGGAAAAGGGCAGGGGGAAGGUGGGUGGAUUAUGGGAGGAGACAGCGAGAAAGAGACAGGAUGACCUGCUACUGAGAUCUUGGGACUCUUUCACCGGAGCGAAGAAAGGAAACUGCACCUAGGAUGAUCUUGCAGCUGUUUUCCAGUUCCGCCGCUGAGCCCUAACCGACCGUGUCCGAGGCUCCCUGGCACAGUGGACUGAGAUGGCAGGCAUGAAGAACAUGGGGCUGGUGCUGGUGGAGUUUGAGUUUGACUACAUGGACCGUGAUGGUGACCUGGUGUCCAUUAAACCCAAUGAGCGGUACAUCCUCCUCUCCAAGACCAACGACCACUGGUGGCAAGUGCGCAGGGAUGACCGUGCCAAGCCCUUCUACAUUCCCGCCACGUACGUCAAGGAGCUCCCAUCAGACCUUCCCCUGCCGCUGGAUUUCAUGGAGCCAGCGAGCCAAGUGGUGGCGAAGCCACGGCACGAUAAAACGGUUGCCGAUGUAGCAGGGGACAGGAGGGACGAGGUGACCAUACGGGCACGCCCGCAGAACCACUACAAGAAGGCAGAGAACCGGAUGUCAACGUUUGGUGUGCCACUGGAUGUCCAUGGGUCUGUCUUCCACUGGGGUGGACUUGCUGAUUCCUCAGUUGCACUCCAACCCCAUGAGCAUGUGCCAGUGGCUCCAGGCCACUCCAGAGACUCCCCACAGCACGCAAAGAGGUCUGGCCCAGCUCCUAGCUCGCUGCUCAGCUCCCAGUCCCACGUCGAAGACCCGCUGCACCUCUCCCAGAAAUCCCGGGUGCCCGGUGUCAGCCCGACUGACCUUCUAGUAAAACUGAGCCAGGCCAAACAGGUGGAACCUCCUGUCAUCAAGGAUGUACAGGUAACCCCACCUGCUCAGGAAUGUGAUGAUAAGGCCAAACCACCAGCAGAACUUCUUGAGACAACCUGCGUGGAUUCCAAGCAGCCAGAAGACACAGAAAAUAUUUACGAAUCCAUAUCGGACAUGGAAGGCCUGCAGCCGAAGAAUUUUCCGCUGUCAGAAUUAGGCCUGUUUGUCACCCCGCCUCCGGCUCCAGCUCAGCCUCCUCCGCCUCCCCCUUCAUCUCAGGUUGACAAUGAUGGCCCUAGUGCUUCGCUUUAUGCCAAUGUGAUGGAGCUUAGAACGAAUGUACCGCAAACCCCCACACUGGCUUCCUUCACCUCCUCAUCCCUCCACCAAAACCCUGGCACGAAUCCCUUUAGCGCUCCCAUGGACCAAGACUUGCCACCAGACUUGUCGACACCUCCUGACCUUCUCAUCCCAGCCCCACCGCCACCUUCUUACCCCGCCCCUCUGGGCCCUGACAUUAAGUUAGCGUCAGAUGGGACUGCCAGGCAGCACUUCCAGAUAAGACCACCAGCAGAGCCUCAAGAUCAGCAAAGAGCCCAAGACAAUGGGCCGCCCCCGCUGCCUAAGGAGGAUUACCCUGCUGAUGAGCACGGGAGUCAUGGGACUCAGGAGCCGGAGUUCCCCGUGUUCCAGAAAGACUACUCGCCUUUGUGGCCAGCGGGGAUACCGCGGGCCACUGUGGACCCGGGCACCCUGACAAGCUGGGGACGCACACAUGACCCCCGUGGGAAAACCGUGGUCACCGGUGUGCCUCAGCAUGAGCAGCUCCAGACACUGUCCAACCAGCCCAAACUGGGGAAUGGCACCGAGGAUGCUGUUCCCAUCGUGAAAAACUGGCGACACACCCUUGGACCCUCGUACUUCGCUGCAGCCCCGGAAGAAACCAACUUCGUCCCGACCCACAGGAGAAAGGCGUCGGAUUACACAAACGAACUGCCCAGCUCAGGAAGUUCUGGAGAACUUCACCAGCAUACCCAUGGCUUGGAGAAAGCGGGAAUCAUCAACAAAACCAAGGUCUCCGAGAAUGGAAAAAGACUGAGGAAAAAUUGGUCUCAGUCUUGGACGGUGCUCCAUGAUGGAAUUCUGACAUUUCACAAAGACCCCAGGUUCGCGCCAGCUGGAAUGAGCAAGUCGAAUCAGAUUGUCCCCGAGUACACGGUGGAUCUACGCGGAGCCACCAUUUGCAAGGCCCCCAAGGAGAAAUCCAGUAAGAAGAAUGUCUUGGAGAUUAGAACAAGAAAUGGCUCUGAGUACCUAAUGCAGUACGACACAGACACAAUCAUUAGCGACUGGUAUAAAGUGAUUGAAGACACCAUUCGACAACUGGACCUGAAUCAUCACACUGAAGAUGAUGGAGAGGAGAGCAGUGACAAGUCCUCGGGCGCCGCAGACAAAGACGACAAAGACAAGAAGAAGAUCCCCACCAAGCAGAGUCCAGUGGCCUCCAGCACGGCGGCGGAGUCGGAGCAGGGCAGGGUGCGCAACAAACUCCGCAAGUUCCUCCUGAGACGACCGACGUUGCAGGCCGUUAAGGAGAAGGGCUACAUCCGAGACAACGUGUUCGGCUGUCACCUGGACACUCUGUGCCACCGGGAGAACGCCACCGUUCCCUCCUUUGUGGAGAAGUGCAUCGCCUCCGUGGAGAAAAGAGGUUUGGAUAUCGACGGCAUCUAUCGCGUCAGCGGUAACUUAGCCGUCAUCCAGAAACUGCGAUACAAAGCAGAUCACGAGGAGAACCUGGACCUGGAAGAUGGACAAUGGGAAGAGAUUCAUGUCAUCACGGGCGCAUUGAAACUCUUCUUCCGGGAGCUUCCGGAGCCGCUCUUCCCGUUCAGCCAUUUCGACGGCUUUAUUGCCGCCAUAAAACUUCAAGACUACAGUCAGAAGGUGUCGUACAUCUGCGACCUGGUGAAGUCCCUCCCUCUUCCUAACCAUGACACUAUGAAGCUGCUGUUCCAACAUCUACGCAAAGUGAUCGAGUUUCGAGACGUGAACCGCAUGUCGGUCCAGAGCGUAGCCAUCGUCUUCGGACCCACGCUGCUCCGGCCGGAGACGGAAUCAUCCAACAUCACCGUGCACAUGGUCUACCAGACCCAGAUCGUGGAGCUCAUCCUCAAUCAGUUUGAGCAGAUCUUCCAGUCGAACUAAAGGGGCAGUGCAUCUUAAAGGGUGACACCACACCUCUUGUAUGGAUCUGCACAGAGCCACGAGGACCCGUGGACUGCGAGCAGGGCUGGGUCUUGGCCGAAAGAUCCGGCUGGAUACCCUGCUCCAUUGACAAAUAUAUUUCUACUACUCCGUUUGAUGUAGUUUUAACAUAAGCUUUACCCCAGUUGCUGACUCUGUCGACAAUAGCAGUUGCCCCUCACCCCAAAACACACACACACACGCAGUGACACAUACAUACCCGUCUGUACAUCUCUUUUGGUACUUUGUGUAGUGAAACAAACAAAACGUAGAGGGGACGGUUUCUCACGUCAUCAUUUCUUUCUCUAUGUGAAUCUCUGUCUCUUUUGGAAAAGUUUGAUAUCGGGGCUGUGGAUGUGGGAAUGAUGUUCCGAUGUGGUGUUCUGACAAGCCGUGGAGCCGUUUGAAUGGCGGCGUGUAUUUCUCGUACAUUCUAACGAAUCAUCCGAGGGUAAAAACUGGAAUUUUACUAUGUAGUAGCUGUAAAAGGAAAAUAGCCAAGUGUUUGUGGUUAAAGGGAGUCGUUGUGAGAAAUAUUAUUUAAAUGGUCUGCCACCUUAAAAGAAAGUAUCUGAAAGAUUAUUUCCUUACUCUAAAGGUAGGUUGCAGAGCAUAUACAGGUGAGUGCAGAUUUUUUUCAGGGUGAACCAUUGUAAUUAAGAAAGCAACUUUUUUUAUUUGUCAGACUCAAAAAAAAAAAAAA